Scatophagus argus is the source of this 1838-nucleotide messenger RNA. RefSeq names its product lactase-like b (gene lctlb). Gene Ontology annotation, biological process: carbohydrate metabolic process. The transcript is spliced from 14 exons. Bases 57 to 1814 code for a protein of 585 amino acids. Gene Ontology annotation, molecular function: beta-glucosidase activity. Lineage: Eukaryota; Metazoa; Chordata; Actinopteri; Scatophagidae. The record is from RefSeq and is a predicted model, not a curated record.
CGGUGAGGGACUGGACCAGAACCAGACAGUGACUUUGCUGCAGGCUCACGAGUACCAUGCUGCCCCGCUGUGCAUUCAAUGUGUGCCAUGUGUUUGUGCUGGUGCUGUGUCUGUCUUCGGCUGAGGACUUCGACUGGACAAAGAACGACCACAGCUCCUUCUAUUAUGGCACUUUUCCAGCUGGAUUUUCGUGGGGUGCCGGCAGUUCAGCCUAUCAGACAGAAGGAGCCUGGGACAAAGAUGGAAAAGGACUGAGCAUCUGGGACGUGUUCAGUCAUAAGAAGGGCAUAAUUCAACAAAAUGACACGGGAGAUUCCUCUUGUGAGGGCUACUACAAAACCAAGGAUGAUGUUUCUCUGAUGAAGGAGCUGAAGCUUAAUCACUAUCGCUUCUCCAUAUCGUGGCCUAGACUCAUCCCCACCGGCAUAAAGUCCGACCAUAUAAAUGAAAAGGGAAUACAGUACUAUGAGGAACUGAUUAACCACCUGCUGGAGAACAACAUCACUCCUAUUGUUACUCUGUAUCACUGGGAUCUUCCACAGGUCUUACAAGAGAAAUAUGGUGGAUGGCAGAAUAUAAGCAUGGUCAAUCAUUUCAAUGAAUUUGCUAACCUGUGCUUUGAAAGAUUUGGCAACCGAGUCAAGUACUGGAUCACUUUCAACAAUCCGUGGUCUGUAGCAGUUGAAGGCUAUGAGACAGGCGAGCAUGCUCCUGGAAUGAAGCUGAGAGGGACGGGGGCGUACAGAGCUGCCCAUCAUAUAAUCAAGGCACAUGCUAAAGUGUGGCACAGUUAUGACACACAGUGGAGGGGAAAACAAAAAGGUCUGGUGGGAAUCUCUCUGUCCGGAGAUUGGGGCGAGCCAGUAGAUAUCAGCAACCAGAAAGACAUUGAAGCGGCCGAGAGAUAUGUCCAGUUCUACCUGGGCUGGUUUGCCACACCCAUCUUUCAUGGAGACUACCCACAAGUCAUGAAAGACUUCAUUGGAAGAAAGAGUGUCCAACAGGGUCUGGGAACGUCUCGCCUGCCCACAUUUUCCCCCCAAGAGAAGAGCUACAUCAAGGGGACUUGUGACUUUCUGGGCAUUGGUCAUUUCACCACCCGCUACAUCACCCAGAAGAACAACCCAUCGGGUCGCAGCAGCAGCAGCUACUUCACUGACCGUGACUUGGCUGAGCUGGUUGACCCACGAUGGCCUGACCCCGGGUCUGAGUGGCUCUACUCCGUGCCUUGGGGAUUCAGACGUCUGCUCAAUUUUGUCAAGACCCAGUACGGAAACCCGAUGGUUUAUGUCACCGAGAACGGAGUCUCUGAGAAGAUGCUGUGCACAGAGCUGUGUGAUGACUGGAGGAUACAGUAUUAUAAAGACUACAUCAAUGAGAUGCUGAAAGCAAUCAAAGAUGGAGUCAACGUGAAGGGCUACACUGCAUGGUCCCUGCUGGACAAGUUUGAGUGGGAUGAAGGUUACUCUGAGAGGUUUGGCUUGUACUAUGUGGACUUCAGGAACAAAAACAAGCCUCGCUAUCCCAAAGCUUCUGUCCAGUUUUACAAACGCAUCAUAAGCUCCAAUGGAUUUCCCAAUCAGAGGGAGGUUGAGAACUGGAGGAGGAAGGCUAUGGAGACCUGCUCUUCUAGCAACCAGCUUCUAGCUGCAGAGGAACAGCGGAGUACUGCUGCCAAUAUUCUAAGACUUAUACAUGAUCCCUUGACCAGCCACAUGGAGAUGGUGACUGAAAUUGUUGUUCCCACUGUGUGCACACUCUCUAUUUUGCUCAGUGCCAUCUUCCUUAUGUUCCUGCUGCGGAGGAGGAACUAGAAAGGUGCUUCCACAGUGUGCAUG